Messenger RNA from Plasmopara halstedii, 753 nucleotides. Its product is annotated as zinc finger domain containing protein. Gene Ontology annotation, molecular function: mRNA binding; metal ion binding. The coding region runs from base 1 to 753 and encodes 250 amino acids. The transcript has a single exon. NCBI's taxonomy places the organism in Eukaryota, Oomycota, Peronosporomycetes, Peronosporales, Peronosporaceae. The record is from RefSeq and is a predicted model, not a curated record.
AUGCACAUGACUGACAUGGACCCGAUUGAAACCUCAAGCUACGGCAGUCCCAAUCGCAUGCAUGUUCUUGCUAAUGGGGAUAUCGUAGAUUGUGGACGUCUCCCGCAAACAGCGCGCAAUAAUCUCUACAAGACUGAGCUUUGUAAACACUUUGUGGAUAGCGGCAGUUGUCGCUAUGGGUCCAAGUGCCAAUUCGCUCACGGCGAGGACGAGCUGCGUGGCGUGCUCCGACACCCAAAAUACAAGACUACGCGUUGCAAGGCUUUUUUGUCUACGGGUAGAUGCAUAUACGGAUCGCGCUGUCGUUUCAUUCACACGCGUCAUCCGGGUGACGAGGACCAGCGGUUUGCUAACUACCGCAACAGUGACAUGUCCAGUACCGCUAGCGAGUCGGACGACUUGGAGACACAAUCCAAGGACUUAUUGGUGAAUCCGUACGGCAACGCUUUGGAACCUAUUGACUUGUCAUUGCCUUUUGGUGGAUUCAAUCAGCACAUGUCAUUGGCUCCUUUAACUGGGGUGUCGCCCCCUAAGCCAGAAUUCGACUCGUAUCUGAGUCGCGGCCCGUUCUUCGACUAUUCGUUCGAAAGUAGCGACUUAGGCAGUUUUGAUUUAUCAAGGAGCAGCAUAAGUAGCUGCAGUGGCGAGACGUUAAAUGCGUUGUCACCUCGCUCUUCAAGUAGCACGGAGUCUGUGGCAUCCAGAUUCUCGCGUUUGACAAUCUUUCAACGUAUUUGCCGUGAAGAUGAUUAA